Messenger RNA from Aegilops tauschii subsp. strangulata, 1200 nucleotides. RefSeq lists its product as uncharacterized. The record is from RefSeq and is a predicted model, not a curated record. Gene Ontology annotation, molecular function: RNA-DNA hybrid ribonuclease activity; nucleic acid binding. Gene Ontology annotation, biological process: DNA integration. NCBI's taxonomy places the organism in Eukaryota, Viridiplantae, Streptophyta, Magnoliopsida, Poales, Poaceae.
AUGCACUUCGACGGCUCCAAGAUGCGCUCCGGCCUGGGUGCCGGCAUCGUGUUGUCUUCUCCGAAGGGCGACCAGCUUCGAUACGCACUCCAGAUCCACUUCGCCGCCUCCAACAACGCUGCCGAGUAUGAAGCCCUUGUGCAUGGCCUCCCGCUUGCCAAGGAACCCGGCAUCCGGCACAUCCUGUGCUAUAGCGACCCGGACCUGGUGGUGCAACAGUGUUCCGGCGAGUGGGACUCCCGAGACGCCAACAUGGCCAGCUACCAUGCCAUACCGUCCGGCGUCUGCCUCGAGCAUUUGCACAAGCCGUCUCCGGACUCCGAGUUCAUCUUCAUCCCGGACGACCCUGUAGUGACCCUCCCCAACCCGGACCCGGGGGCUGCGGCACCUAGCCCGGGGACUGCUGAUCCCGGCCCAGGGGCUGCCACGUUCGACCCGACCGCUGCCAUCUCCAACCCGGCCCCGGGGGCUACAGAACCCGACCCGGUGACAGCUGAACCCGGCCCAGCGGCUGCCAUGCUCAACCUGGCCGCCAUCAUCUCCAACCCGGGGGCUGCCGCCUCCGGCUCGGGGGCUGCCGCCCUAGAACCCGUCAUGGUGGCCGUCUUCACCGUGGUGAGGGCUCCAUCAUGGGCCCGGCCAAUCUCAGAGUUCCUGGAAAACGGAGUCCUCCCCAUGGACGAGCCCGAGGCCCAACAAAUACAGCGCCAGGCGUCUGCCUACAGCAUCAUCAACAAUGAGCUCGUCAAACGCAGCGCGACGGGCAUUUUCCAACGCUGCGUCGAGCAGGACAAGGGCGUAGAGAUCCUCCUCGACGUACACGAGGGUGAGUGCGGGCACCACGCCGCCUCCAGCUCCUUGGUGGCCAAGGAUUUCCGCCACGCACUGUGGACCACCCCGAUCACCUGGCCCUUCGCGGUCUGGGGACUGGACAUGGUAGGACCUUUCAAGACCGCUCGAGGCAGCAUGACGCAUUUGCUGGUGGCAGUGGACAAGUUCCCCAAGUGGACCGACGCGCGACCGAUCAAGAAGCUGGACGGGCUAAUAGCCAUCCGGUUCAUCAAGGACAUCACGGUGCGCUACGGCGUUCCGCACAGCAUCAUCGCGGACAACGACACCAACUUCGCUAAGGGCGCGCUUGCGCAGUACUGCUCCGUCUCCGGCAUCCGCCUCGACCUGGCUUGCGUGGCCUAUCCCUAG